Molecule: messenger RNA, 1673 nt
Organism: Jaculus jaculus (lesser Egyptian jerboa)
Lineage: Eukaryota; Metazoa; Chordata; Mammalia; Rodentia; Dipodidae
Product: tyrosine-protein phosphatase non-receptor type substrate 1-like
Exons: 2
Biological process (GO): positive regulation of T cell activation; positive regulation of phagocytosis
Cellular component (GO): plasma membrane
Source: RefSeq, a predicted model, not a curated record
AUGGAGCCCGCCGGCCUGGUCCCCGGCCGCCUCGGGCCGCUGCUCUGCCUGCUGCUCGCCGCGUCCUGCUUCUGGCCAGGAGCAGAUGCACACGAGGACCUAAAGGUGAUUCAGCCUGAGAAGACAGUGUCUGUUGCCUCUGGGGAGACAGCCACUCUGAAUUGCACUGUGACCUCCCAGCUUCCAGUGGGGCCCAUACAGUGGUUCAGAGGGGUAGAACAGAGCCGGGAGGUAAUAUACAAGUUCACAAAAGAGCACUUCCCCCGAGUCACAAAUGUAACAAAUACUUCUAAGAGAAACAACUUGGACUUUACCAUCCGCAUUAGUAACGUGACCCCAGCAGACGCUGGCACCUACUACUGUGUGAAAUUGCAGAAAUCAGACUCUGACAAGGAGUUUCAGACUGGAGGAGGCACGGAGUUCUCUGUGUGUGCCAGACCCUCUCCACCUGUGGUAUCCGGCCCUGCGGCCAGGGUUGCACCUGAGCAGACAGUGGGCUUCACCUGCAAGUCUCAUGGCUUCUCCCCGAGGAACAUCACCCUGAAGUGGUUCGAAAAUGGGAAGGAGCUCUCCCACUUCCAGACCACAGUGGACCCGGCAGGAGAGAAUGUCUCCUACAAUGUCUCCAGCACAGCCCAAGUGAUGCUGGGUCCUGGGGACGUUCAUUCUCAGGUCAUCUGUGAGGUGACCCACAUCACCUUGCAGGGAGGCCCUCUUCGUGGGACGGCUAACUUGUCUGAUACUACUCGAGUUCCACCUACCUUGGAGAUCACCCAACAGCCCUCGAUGACAGGGACCCAGGCGAAUGUCACCUGCCAGGUGCAGAAGUUCUACCCUAUGAAAAUCCAGCUGAUGUGGUUGGAGAAUGGAAACACAUCCCUGACAGAAGUGGCCUCAACUAUCAUAGAAAAUAAAGAUGGGAUCUAUAAUCGGACAAGCUGGCUCCUAGUGAACUCAUCUGCCCAUUGAGAAGAUAUAGUGCUCACCUGCCAGGUGGAGCACGAUGGGCAGCCAACGAUCACCAAAAACCAUACCCUGGCAGUCUCUGCCCAGCAGAAGGAGCAGGGCAUGGAUACUGCCCUUGAUGAGCCUGUCAGCUGGAGUGUCUUCAUCACAGCAGGUGUGGUGUGUGCCUUGCUGGUGGUUCUGCUCAUGGCAGUCCUCUACCUCCUCCGGAUCAAACAGAAGAAAGCCAAGGGGUCUACUUCUUCCACAAAGUUACAUGAGCCUGAGAAGAAUGCCAGAGAAAUAACCCAGAUCCAGGACACAAACGACAUUAACGACAUCACAUAUGCAGACUUGAAUCUGCCCAAGGAGAAGAAGUCCACUUCCCAGGCUGCUGAGCCUAACAACCACACAGAGUAUGCCAGCAUUCAGACAGUCCUGCCGCCCAAAGCAGAGGACACCCUUACCUACACCGAUCUGGACAUGGUCCACCUCAACCGGGCACCCAAGCAGCCAGCCCCCAAGCCUGAGCCAUCUUUCUCAGAGUAUGCCAGUGUCCAAAUCCAGAAGAAAUAAAUGGGACAGUGGUUGGCUCUUGGGCCAUCCCCGCAAGUUUUCUUGUCCAUGAUGAGAAUAGCCAGCCAGUCCUGUCCCUAGGAAGCCUGGUGACACAGGCUCUGGGGCUGGAGUGAGAGUAGCUCUGUCUGCCUACCCCUCAGCUCUCCAGC